AAGCGUGCCGCGCUCGCGUACGAACGCGCCGUUCCUCGGCCCGACGGCGAUGGUCCUACCCGCGUGCGGCUAACGGCACUGACAGUUCUCGCACGAGUCCGCUGGAGCGCGGAUCCACCGACGCGACAACCGCGUCGAAUGGGGACCGGUCGGUCGCUCUUGGUCGCGCGAUGAGCUGCGAGUGACCCUCCGCGCGUGACACCCGCCGCAAGUGCGAGCCACUCAUCGAGGACGGGGUCCUCCGCGAAGAGGCCGAGGGAGAGACAUGCCGAGGUGUCGACGAGGAGCGACCGCCCCGCGCGGCCAGGUCCUCCUCUUGCGCCUGCUGCUGCUCUGCGCGCUUGUCGCCGCCGCUCGCCAAGAGGAGACAGCUCGGUCCUGGGACAAGCUCUCGCAGCUGAUACCAACGAAUUCGGUGUACGGGAAGCAAGACCGAAAUGCAUCGCCGUCCAGCAACGGGGCCGAUGCAUCGCUGGCGCAUUCGCUGGCGGAGAGCAAUGUGAUGGACACAUCGAAAUCGAAGGAGGGAGGCGAUGGCGAGGAGGUAGAGCAGGAGGAGGAGGAGGAGGAGGAGGAGGAGGGGGUGGUGGAAAAGGAGCCUAAGCUGACGUACGACUCCGAGGAGUACGAAGAUGAAGAUAAGCGCGAAGAGGAAGAGGUCGAGGAGGAGGAGGAGGUGGUGGAAGAGGUAGAGGAGGAGAAGAAAGAUCCCUCUGAUACCACGAAUGGCGCAACGAAGAAAGAGAGAUCUCCGCCGGAAACCAGCAGCGUGUCGAAUAUCGAAGCGAUCGACAUUUCCAAGGAUGGGGAUUACCUCGAAGAUCUCCCGACAAAUAGCGACGACAAUACGUAUUAUUAUUACGACGACUACGAAAAUGGAAAUCGUUCCCGAUACGACGGUGGCGGAGACGGCGGACACCUCGACUACGUAGAUACGGAAUCUGAAGAGGAUCAGGAUAUCACUCCAGGAAAUACGUCAUCGGAAUCGGAGCACGGCGUUCUGGAGAAGAGAGAUAAAGACGCUUCGCACGAGUCGACCUCCAACUCGUCGCAAAUCGUCGAGGAGACCAAUCCGAUAUCGUCGACGGAGCUGGAGCAAGGCUCGUCCAUGGAGAGUAGUGACAAAACGUUCACUACACUCAGCGCGCCUCUCCUCGAGGAGCAGGAGGAGCCCGAGAAUGUCUCCGCCGAGGUCAGUUCCAUCCUGAUAGGCGGUGCCGUGGUGUCCGUGGUGACCACGAAGAGCGUGGUGAACGGCACGAUAGCGGUGCCGACGACAGUCUCGCCGGCCACCACGGAGCAAGUCGUGCCGCCGCCGCCGCCAUCGUCGUCGUCGUCGUCGUCAUCGCUGUCGUCCUCAUUAACCGACACAACCGAGGAGCACCCGGAAGUGACCACGGAGGACUCCGCGAGGAUCCUGGCUUCCGUGCAGACCAGUCGCAGCGUAUCGGGCGCACGCUUCCUACCGUUUCCGGUGAUAGAUCGCGUGGAGCAGGUGGAGGCGCACAGCGGGUCGCUCGACAGCAAGAAGACGUCGCAGCCACCGUCCACGGAGAGUAUCAUCGACAAGCUCGACUGGGCGCAAUCCAAGCUGUCCAGCGAUCUCCUGCCGGCGGCUAUCCUUGGUACCGGUGGCUUCCGAAGCGCCGGCAACACGCUGCAACUGGAUGUACUAGCCGAACGAGAUCGCACGACGACAACGACGACGACCCGCAGGAGCUUCACCAGCACAGCCAAGACGCCGGUCAUCAGCAAGUUCAUACCACGGCGUUACAACGACAAAAGAUUGGAUCAUAGUAGCACCAGCACAGCGAAGCCGCGAUUUGAGACUGUAGUCGAUACCCUGGAAGGUUUGCUGCCUCGAAAUUACGUGUCGAGAGGAACCACUCCAAGUGCGGUUUCCAAGACAAAUUUCAGGUUGGACAUGUUGCGUUAUUUUUUGAAAGGCUCUAAAAUGUAUAUCUGCAAGUACAACAUAUCGCACUUUAGCUAACAAGGCGAAGAUAUAGGUCCGUAUGCUGGGAUUUGGCUAAAUUUUAAAUAUAUCGUUCUACAUCCUCCCCAAUAAUAAACGGUGCAGCAACUCUUACCAAUGGACAUUAGUUUAGAAAUUAAAUUAUUUUUAAAUGAGCCACGUGUGAAAUCUAUCGAAUCGAUAACACGUUUUUUCAAUUUAGCCGCGUGGACGGGCCAGUAAGUCGAGCGACUAGAAUGCUGGAAGUCUCGAGUUCGAGAUCGGCUUUUUUCCAUUUAUUUUAUGGUAAUAUAUUUUUUGUAUAUAUAUAUUAAUGCUAUAUUAAUCCUAAACAAAUUUUUAUUUCACGAAUUUGCAUAUUAUCUGUGGAAAGGGUCAUUUUUAUUUAACAAAACAUAAUAUAAUUCACCAAGAAAAAGUUUUAUUAAUAUUAUAUGAUGUGACACAUAAUAUGUAUUCCAAAUAACGUUACUUCGGAUUGCGAAGACAUGUCUGUC
This is a messenger RNA of Vollenhovia emeryi, 2472 nucleotides long. RefSeq names its product FK506-binding protein 5-like. Lineage: Eukaryota; Metazoa; Arthropoda; Insecta; Hymenoptera; Formicidae. The coding region runs from base 266 to 1993 and encodes 575 amino acids. The transcript is spliced from 3 exons. The record is from RefSeq and is a predicted model, not a curated record.